AUGGAUGAAACAAUGAUUCUUAUGAAACAAAAAUUUUACGAAUCAAUUGAAAAACGUGAGUACAAAAAUAAUAGUGCUAUUUUAUCUAGUGAAAAAUAUUUAAAUUUGAUAUCUGACGUCAAAAAUAUGAAAAUUAAAAAAACUCAAACCCGUGAUUAUUGGCUUGCGAAACAUUAUGAUUUAAUAACAAUAAAUGGCGUCGAAACAUUAAUUUACCCAUUUAAUGAAAACAAUCCUAAUUUCAAAAUAUACGUUAUGAUAGACGAUAUGUUUGACAUUUAA
This is a messenger RNA of Macrosiphum euphorbiae (potato aphid), 282 nucleotides long. Lineage: Eukaryota; Metazoa; Arthropoda; Insecta; Hemiptera; Aphididae. The record is from the annotation of a GenBank genome assembly.